AUGUCUGGCCGUGGAAAAGGUGGCAAGGUAAGACCAGACCCAUAUGUUUUGAUCCGAAUCUUAUUUUUCUUCAAGGGUCUUGGAAAGGGUGGUGCCAAGCGCCAUCGUAAGAUUCUUCGUGACAACAUUCAGGGCAUAACAAAGCCCGCUAUUCGUCGUCUCGCCCGUCGUGGUGGUGUCAAGCGUAUCUCCGGUCUCAUCUACGAGGAGACUCGUGGUGUUCUCAAGAUCUUCCUUGAAAAUGUCAUCCGUGAUUCAGUAACAUACACUGAGCACGCAAAGCGGAAAACUGUUACUGCUCUUGACGUUGUCUACGCACUCAAGCGGUCAGGGCGUACUCUGUAUGGUUUCGGCGCAUAG
Suillus subaureus is the source of this 360-nucleotide messenger RNA. Its product is annotated as histone-fold-containing protein. Gene Ontology annotation, molecular function: structural constituent of chromatin; protein heterodimerization activity; DNA binding. Gene Ontology annotation, biological process: nucleosome assembly. Lineage: Eukaryota; Fungi; Basidiomycota; Agaricomycetes; Boletales; Suillaceae. Gene Ontology annotation, cellular component: nucleosome. The transcript is spliced from 3 exons. The record is from RefSeq and is a predicted model, not a curated record. The coding region runs from base 1 to 360 and encodes 119 amino acids.